CUCACUGUUAUCAAAAUUGGGAAAACUGUAUCAGCCCCAUAGUGUCAAUUAUUUUGCUUUGGUAUUUCCGAGUUCAAUAGGAGUGUGUGAUUAAUGAUUAUUGAUUUAUUCAAUUUAUUGAUUUGUAUCUUUAUCGGCAAAAAUCGAUAGACAUUAAAUUUACAUUAUUAAUUUGUUGACGAAACAUGAUAUGUAAGAUGCCGAUAGCUGAAGAAACGUUGUCUAUAUCUGAUGUAAUUGUUCAACUCCAAGACUACAGUCCCACUAUACCUGAUUCUAUUACGUCAUCUAUAUGCUCAGAAGCUGGAUUCGAAACUAACGACCCUAGAAUAGUUCGCUUGAUAUCAAUUGCUUCUCAGAAAUUUAUUGCUGAUAUUGCCAACGAUGCAUUGCAACAUUGUAAAGUGCGUUUGGCUACCUUGCCAACUAAAUCUGGAAAAGUUCCUAAAGACCGUAAAUUCACAUUAACCAUGGAAGAUUUAGCACCAGCACUCAACGAAUAUGGAAUUAUUGUUCGAAAGCCUCCAUAUUUUGUCUAAGUUUUCUAUUUAUUUGUACUUAAUUAAAAAUAUUCUACUCAUCA
Melanaphis sacchari is the source of this 583-nucleotide messenger RNA. RefSeq names its product transcription initiation factor TFIID subunit 10 (gene Taf10). Gene Ontology annotation, biological process: transcription initiation at RNA polymerase II promoter. The record is from RefSeq and is a predicted model, not a curated record. Gene Ontology annotation, cellular component: SAGA complex; transcription factor TFIID complex; nucleus. The coding region runs from base 186 to 539 and encodes 117 amino acids. NCBI's taxonomy places the organism in Eukaryota, Metazoa, Arthropoda, Insecta, Hemiptera, Aphididae. Gene Ontology annotation, molecular function: RNA polymerase II general transcription initiation factor activity; promoter-specific chromatin binding. The transcript has 3 exons.